AUGCAGAAGGCGGAGGCGCAGGCCGCGCGGGUGUAUCGGAGGGUGCUGGACCGCUAUCCCUCCAACGGCCGCAUCCUGCGCGCCUAUGGCCGCUUCCUGGAGUGGGUGCAGAACGAGCCCUCGAGGGCCCAGAGGUACUACCAGGAAGCCUCCAAGAACGGGGUGCAGGACAGCCUGCUCGAGCUGAUUGGUGGCGGCGCGGCGGCUGACGGCACGUCCGGCAUGGGUGCGGUCGACGAGAAGACGGACGGCAUCUGCGUCAUCAACAGCGGCGGCAUCAUCCUGGCAGGCAAGCAGGCGCCACCUGAGAGCCACGCAACAUCUGGGCCGCGACUGGGCCCCCCCGGCGCUUGCCAGGGCCAGGGGCUGCCGCUGUGA
Molecule: messenger RNA, 378 nt
Organism: Monoraphidium neglectum
Lineage: Eukaryota; Viridiplantae; Chlorophyta; Chlorophyceae; Sphaeropleales; Selenastraceae
Product: flagellar associated membrane protein
Exons: 4
Coding region: 1-378 (125 amino acids)
Source: RefSeq, a predicted model, not a curated record